Messenger RNA from Diuraphis noxia (Russian wheat aphid), 1068 nucleotides. RefSeq lists its product as uncharacterized. The record is from RefSeq and is a predicted model, not a curated record. NCBI's taxonomy places the organism in Eukaryota, Metazoa, Arthropoda, Insecta, Hemiptera, Aphididae.
ACCUUAGGAAUAAAGUUCAGUAGUGGUAGAAACUAAUCAAUAACUCAUAUCACCCCUUCUUUAGUUUUUAAAUGUACUAUAAAUUAUAUCUAUUGCACUCCAAACUAGUAAACUUAACAAUAUGUAGAUCUAUUAAAACAUUAUGGACUUUAAAAUAACUAAUUACUUACCAAGAUUUAAAGAAGAACUACCACCAAUCAAUAGGCCACCUCGUUCAUCUAGUAGUAAAACAAUUAAGAACCUUAAAACUUCAAUUGAACAAACAGAAUUAUUAAAUAAAAUUGAUCCAUUAAUAUUGGUUGCUCAGUAUGAAAGAGAUAUCAACCGAAUAAAAAUGAAUCACAACCAAAUGUUAGAAGAACUUCAUAAAGAAUUAGAAAUAUUAAGGUCCAAGAAUCGAGAUCUUUUAGAUGAAUUGAUUAUAAUGAAUGGUGGAAACUAUUGUUGCAAGCAUUUAGAAAGUUUGCGGUUUGAAAUUUUAAAAUCUAAUGCAAGUGAUAAUCAAAAACAACUAAGUGAUAUAUUAAACAAUGCUAAAAUUCAUCAGAAAUCUACUGAAGACAUUAAAAAUGAUAAAAAUUACAACUACAAAAAAGAACUACCUGAAUUAAUAGCUGUAGGGAACAAGUUCAUAAGUAAAGACAUUGAAAAUAAAUCAAAUUUACUUUUGCAAGAACAAUUAUAUAAAAGCAAUAAACUGAUUGAUAUACUUAGACAAGAAAAUAUUCAACAAAAGGCAGAGCUAACUUCAUUAAAUUCUUUAUUAAAUAAGAGGUUGACAAUUUCUGGUGUUGGAUUGAAUAAUAGCCUGGUCAGUACAAACUCAAAUUCUCACAGAAGAUUUCUAUCUUCAUUAUCUCAUCCUACUAUUUCUUACAUGGAUAUUAUCAGUUCAGAGGAAAAUGCUCGGCCAAUAUCUAGAAAUGAAUAAUUUGUAUAAUAAAUACAUUGUGUUUCCAUGGAUGUAAGAUGUAACAUAUAUUAUGUAUACCAUUAUUGCCAUUAUGUACAAGUAAUAUUUGUAUAGCUUAACACAAUUGAUGGACAUCAUAAUAUUAGAUAAUUUGA